AUGGGGAAGGGCCGCGAGUGGAGCGAUGAAGACACCGUUCCGCUCUGCUUGUCGUGGCUAGAGACGUCUGAAGAUCCGAUAACAGGUACUGGUCAGAAGAAAGAUACUGUCUACAGCCGAGUGUACCAGCAUUGGCUGGAGCACAAGAAUCCCGACACGGAUAGCAGCAACCAGCGCAAGUCGGACGAAGUGAACACGCUGGGCAAGAUGUGCUGGCUACCGGUGGCGCAGGACUAA
Phytophthora infestans T30-4 is the source of this 237-nucleotide messenger RNA. RefSeq lists its product as uncharacterized. Lineage: Eukaryota; Oomycota; Peronosporomycetes; Peronosporales; Peronosporaceae. The transcript has 3 exons. The record is from RefSeq and is a predicted model, not a curated record. The coding region runs from base 1 to 237 and encodes 78 amino acids.